This is a messenger RNA of Suillus bovinus, 1707 nucleotides long. RefSeq lists its product as uncharacterized. Lineage: Eukaryota; Fungi; Basidiomycota; Agaricomycetes; Boletales; Suillaceae. The record is from RefSeq and is a predicted model, not a curated record. The transcript is spliced from 6 exons. The coding region runs from base 1 to 1707 and encodes 568 amino acids.
AUGGUCGACAUUUUGCAGUUUGCAGAGUUGGUUGAACCAUGUCGGCGAUCCCUUGAUCCUCUCUCUUCUCAGUUUCCUUUGGAUCAUGACAGGGUUUCAUAUGACCCUGAUCCUGGAGAUGGAAUGGAUUUUGGCAUUGGGGGAGACCACUUCGACACAGCAGGAGAGGAACCAUCAAGUGCAGAGGAAUGGUACGAGGGUGCAGGGACUUGUUACUCUCAGGACGGCACAACCUUCUUGGACAUAUUCAACGCUGAUGAAUUCGCGAACUCAAACUAUCUUUCAACAAUGCUAAAGAAUUACGAAGCCGUGCCAAGAUGCUCCCCAAGGGACCAAGCUGGAAAUAGGGAUCCUGUUGAAUGCUUAGAGAGUCUGUUCAGCAACCCCCUCUUCCAUGACAAGCUCGACUUUGUCCCUCGUCGUGUGUACACUACUGCAGCGCAGGUUCUGCACGUAUAUUUGGAGUGGCUGAUGGGUGAUUUUGCUUGGGAUAUCCAGAACCAACUACCUAGAGGUGCUACAAUCCUUGGGACUGUACUAUCUUCCGACAAAACAAACAUCACCACUAUGACCGGUGCCAGGGUCGCUCAUCCACUUCUUCUAGGCCUUGCGAAUAUCCGCAUGUGCACUCGCACCAAACUCUCAUCUGGGGCAUUCCUACUUACAGCUCUCCUCCCUAUCCCACAGUAUUUGCACCCAAAUCAACAGAUGCGAGGCAUGCUCGAAGACCGCCUCAUACACGAGUGUCUUGUCAUUGUCUUGAAACCGUUGAUGAUAGCAGCCGAGAUUGGGAUCAUGAUGUCAGAUCCGGUGGGCAACAUUUGUCAUUGUUACAUGCCUCUUGCAGCCUACAUUGUCGACACCCCUGAGGCAUGCAUGCUUACAUGGCAAAACUUCUCCAUUCACCAUGGCAUCAUAUCUCAACUUGUGAACAUCAAGGCCGACCCCAAUAAACUCAAAGCUUUUUUUGAAGCAUGCACUGAAUACUGGCUAAAUGGUGUUCAUACACCUUUCUGGAUGUACUGGCUGUAUGCUGAUCCCUCAGUCUUUCUGACACUGGAAUCUCUGCACCACUGGCAUAAUAAAUUUUGGGAUCACAACCUUCACUGGUGUCUUGUAGCUGUUGGAGCGCUGGAACUUGAUUUUAGAUUCUCGAUUUUGCAGCCCAUCACAGGCUACCGCCACUUCUCUUGUGGAAUCUUAAAGCUCAAGCAAGUCACAGCGAGAGUUCACUGUGAUGUUCAGUGCUACAUCAUUGGUUUAAUUGCUGGUACAGCCCCUCGUCAUUUUGUAACCGCGAUCUGUGCCCUUAUGGAUGUCCAAUACAUGGCGCAAUCCCCUUCUCCUGAUGAUGACCUACUGACAUCUAUCGACCAAUCGCUCUUGAUAUAUCAUCAGAAUAAAGAUCUGGAGCUAAUGCAGAGCAUUACUGCUAGUAUGCGUAAAGUCGGUGCUCUCAUUCAAUGGUCUGCGGAUGCCACCAAACACGCUCACAUAUCUGAAAUCAAGGAUCCCACACGACAUACCAACAAUAACGAUUACGAUCCGCAAAUCUGUCAUCACUUGGAUCGAUUGGAGAAGCUAUGGCGCUUUGAAAUUGCCACGAUGCUAAAGAGUCAUGUCGUUGAUCCUGGUACUGAAACUGAGGAUGAGGGGGGCGAAGAAGAGGGUACUGCAUGUGAUGAAGAAGAACCAACUGAUCCAUGA